Molecule: messenger RNA, 432 nt
Organism: Fusarium vanettenii 77-13-4
Lineage: Eukaryota; Fungi; Ascomycota; Sordariomycetes; Hypocreales; Nectriaceae
Exons: 3
Coding region: 1-432 (143 amino acids)
Cellular component (GO): endosome
Molecular function (GO): phosphatidylinositol-3-phosphate binding
Source: RefSeq, a predicted model, not a curated record
AUGUCGGCCGAGUCAGUCCUGCCCGCGGGCGCCAUCAGCCUCCGCGACAACGAGGCGAACGAGCACGACGACCGCAACAAUGCUUGCUGGGCGAAAAGCGUCGAGAUUGUCAGCUACACUGUCGUCAACGGGAGUGCCACAAACAUUGGUGCCUUUGUAGUGUGGAACAUUCGUGUCGAGACGCUGAAUGGGAGCUACAUGAACAUUCGAAAGCGAUAUUCCGAGUUUGACGACUUUCGGUACCGACUGGUCCAGACCUUUCCCGGCUUCGAGGCGGCAGUUCCGGCUCUUCCGCCCAAGAGCGUCAUCUCCAAAUUCCGGCCCCGAUUCCUCGAAAAGAGGCGGGCAGGUCUUCAAUACUUUCUCAACUGUAUAUUGUUGAACCCAGAGUUCUCUGGCUCGCCAGUGCUCAAGGAGUUCCUCUUCGCAUAG